Molecule: messenger RNA, 1230 nt
Organism: Dentiscutata erythropus
Lineage: Eukaryota; Fungi; Glomeromycota; Glomeromycetes; Diversisporales; Gigasporaceae
Source: the annotation of a GenBank genome assembly
AUGCUGACAAAAAAGAAACAACUAACAAAUUUAGAGUGUAAACGAGAAGAUAGGGCAACAAAUGAGUCCGAUUCAUCACUAAAAUUAAGCCUAGAGUUUGAAGUUGGAAGAGCGUUGGUAUUGCGACCCAAUCAGAUUGUGAGAGGAGCAAUUAUAUUAAAGGUUUCCGAAACUGAUAGAACCAUAUGGGCAUCUACCAUUAAAGUCAAAUUUCGAGCGGAUGAAACUGCUACAUCUCAUCUAAUGUCAUGCACUGCAAGAACCACAUUUUUUGAAUGUAGCAGUACAGUUUGGAGUGGUAGCCUUGGGGGUAGAGUUAAUGAUUAUUGUCCCUGGAAGGAGCUUACUCCAGGAGCGUAUAGGUUUAAUUUUGCACUAAAGGGACCAAAAGGGUUCUCAAUACGUUACGUAUGGCAGCCUGUGAUUGAAGGUGCUGGUGGAACACUCAUUGAAGGACCCGAAGUUGUUACACCUUUCAUUCCGAUCUAUUUUGCACCACCUGAUCAAGUAUGGACCUAUAAAGAGACCUUACGUAAUGAAGAUAAAAUUUUGAUGCACGUUGAAGCGAUUCUACCAAAGCAUGUGUUUGCACCCGGUGAAGAAUUUAAUUUCGCUCUUCAUAUUACAAACCAUUCUGCCGGACGUAUCACAUACACUCAAUGUUCUCUUCGUAAACAUUAUGAAGGUCCUCUUGAUAAGGAUAUCAUAUGUGACAAGCAUGAACGUUCGCUUGCUUCUACUGAAGGACGUUGUGAUAUACCGGCCAUGCAGCGUCUGCAGACCGGAAAGAUCGAAUUUUCACUUACAAUUCCUAAGAAACACCAUCAUGUGCCUCCGACAUUUACAGGGCGUCAUUUACGAGUGUACUACACUUUGCGAUGCGUUAUUCAAGUAGAAUCUGGUAAAUUUAUUACUAACAUGCAAUUCUAUGAAGUUACCAUUCCUAUUUCUGUGGCAUCAUUCCCACAUUUGAAAGGACUAGUCAACUCUUUCCCUCCAUAUUCUGAAUCUCGUGUCAAACCGUACUUUUUUGAUCCUAAAGAAGAUUUUCCACCUGAUCAUACUGAAAACAUUAAAUCACCUUAUUCCGUUUUGAUGUCGCAGUUUGACGCAUUUUGUGAAGGAUUUGAUCUAGAUCCAUACUCUUAUUAUUAUAGUGAUAAUACCUCUAGUAAUAAUGGUAGUCUUAUUGAAAAUACACGAUUCGUUACCAUACCUAAUAAUAUAUAA